This is a messenger RNA of Nematolebias whitei (Rio pearlfish), 928 nucleotides long. Its product is annotated as golgin-45-like. Gene Ontology annotation, cellular component: Golgi membrane. The record is from RefSeq and is a predicted model, not a curated record. Gene Ontology annotation, biological process: Golgi to plasma membrane protein transport; Golgi organization. Lineage: Eukaryota; Metazoa; Chordata; Actinopteri; Cyprinodontiformes; Rivulidae. The annotation marks the transcript as partial. The transcript is spliced from 5 exons.
AGGGUGAAAAACACCACGAAGGAGCACCAACUGUUUCCGGUGGGGGAAAUAAAACUGUCGGACUCUUUACCCGGACGAGGAAACUCCGGGUUUUCAUCUGAAUUUCAUUUUGGCCCUCCACCACCACCAUGACAGCUGUUGUGAGAGGUUCAGCCAGUGGGCCUAUACGAGUUGCUGGUGAUGGCAUGGAAACUGAAAAACCACCAGCUAACUUAGAGGUUAACACAGAUGCUGUUUCAUCUGAAGUCUCCCUCCUCAAGAUAGCCAGUCCAAAGCUCAGCCUCAAAUCUCCUCAUGUCGCGGCCCUUGCUGCUCCGCAGCCUCUCGGUGUGCUCCACCUGGGCAAGGUGAGUCGAGAGGCCUGCACCGAGGUGGACGCGGUGAGGAUCAUCGUGCCGAGAGCUGCCAUCACUCGGACUGGCCGGGCAGGACUCGCUGAGGGGAAAGGAGAGACAGGGCAACAGGAUAAAGAGCAGGGUUCUCCUCCCCUGCCUCUUGUGGAGGACUGGAGAGGACAGCUGGAGAAACUGCAGAACUCUGAACGCAGACUCCUGCAGGACAAGGAAGGACUUUCCAAUCAGCUCCGCGUGCAGACAGAAGUGAAUCGUGAGUUAAAGAAACUGCUGGUAGCAUCUGUGGGUGAUGACCUGGAGUACCAGUUUGAGCGUUCAGCACGGGAGAGAAAUCAGCUCAUCUUAGAGAACGAGGCUCUGGGCCGGAGUCUGGCUCACACCGUGGAACAGCUGGAGCGCAUGAGUAUUCAGUGCGACGUCUGGAGGAGCAAGUUUCUGGCCAGCAGAGUCAUGGCAGAGGAACUGACAAAUGCCAGAGCAGCUCUGCAGAGACAAACCAGAGAGGCACAAGGAGCGAUUCGUGAUCUGUUGUUAGAGAGAGAAGAGUUCACGCGAGACAUGACGCUCACUCACAG